Molecule: messenger RNA, 5528 nt
Organism: Ylistrum balloti
Lineage: Eukaryota; Metazoa; Mollusca; Bivalvia; Pectinida; Pectinidae
Product: tumor necrosis factor alpha-induced protein 3-like
Exons: 6
Coding region: 215-3598 (1127 amino acids)
Molecular function (GO): zinc ion binding; DNA binding
Source: RefSeq, a predicted model, not a curated record
GUCGAUAUGUAUCAGUUCUUAUACUUGAAUAGCAAUUAAAAUAAAAAUUUCUGACAUAUCACAUGCAUGAGUGGUUGGGGAUUUUCAACGGCGGAGUGAAAAGGGGAUUCCCCAAUAUGUUUCCUGUUUAACAGCUGCCAACAACCAAAUACUUUUGAACAUUUUCUUUACCAUCCAGAUAAAUGUAGUAUGGUAAAAACCAAAUAACUUGGACAUGGAUAGACCAGUUGUUUUGUUCAGGAAAAAGUUUGCUGAAACUUCUCCUCGCCUCGUCAAAGUACUACGAGAUCGUAUCAGAAAAGAUGUGCAAUAUACAUCAUUUCGACAUUUUCACAAGUUCACUGUUUGCUUGCCAGCACUCUAUUUGUUCCAAGAUGACUUUAAGCAACAGUACAUCAUCAGUGUUUGUGACCUGGAUAUGAAAAAUGAUCUCAAAACAGCAAAGGUUAUCAAUUGGUGUGAUGGAGUGAAAAACCUUUACCCAUUAUCAACAACAGGUGAUGGUAACUGUCUGUUACAUGCUGUGUCUCAGGCACUGUGGGGGAUUGAGGACAACGAGCUGUUUUUGCGAACUCUGCUAUAUUUGACAUUGUCAGAUGGAGAUGCAUCAUUGUCUAAUGGAAUGUCAAGUAGCAUCCAACAGAGAUGGAAAUUUGUUCAGGAUGAACUCAAGAAGCAACACCCAAGAGAGUUCAACUAUGAUGUCACCUCUCUGGAUGUUACUUUAGAAUGGAGCAAUGUUGUCCAGGCAGCCAGUGAUAUUUUGGUGCCAGGAAAAAAUCCAACAGGGACACCUUACCCAACACUGGAGGCAGUUCACAUAUUUACGCUAGCAAAUCUUCUCAAAAGACCCAUAAUAGUGUUAGCAGAAAAGACAACAAGAUCUGUGUAUGGAAACAGUAUGCAGGAAAACAGUCUGUAUGGGUUAUAUUUACCACUAGAAAUAAAACACUCAGAUGCUUGUAAGACACCAGUCAUACUCGGAUACAGCUUUAACCACUUUGCACCUCUGGUCACACAGGCCAAUAGCCCUGAUGGUGAGGGAUCUAGUCAGAGUAUUCUCCCUUUAGUCAUGGCAGAUUAUACUCCUCUUCCUGUAAGGUUUUUGUUGAGAGACGAAGAGUAUAUAGCUGGUGACUUGAUGAAAAAGUACAUGCAUGUGAAAAAUAUUCCAGUAGUUUCUUCUGAUUCAAUCAACACCAUUCCAGGAGUCGUACUACAUCAUCAGUCCAUACAUGAUGAACUGGACAUCGUAAGUGUACACAGACGUGAAUGUGAACAGAUAUUUUUGAACUGGGGUGUUCCUAAUUUACAGACUACUGUUGGUGGCAAGAUGGUGGUUGGUGCUUGUCAAACGGUUCCAACCUCUACCACAAAGGUAGUCAUUCCCAGCGUACCUCAUGGAAGACUUGAUCCAGUACAGAGAACAAAUCCACUCAUAUCUACCCCCAAUGGAAUGGAUUUACCACCAUGUGUUACUUCUGGGUGUACAAUGUUUGGGUCACCAGAAACAGGAAAUAUGUGCUCCACUUGUUUCAGGAAAUAUACCAUGGAGUUUAAUAAGAGAGAAUCACAAAGGAAUGGUUGGAAUGUACCCAGUGAACCAUCUGCUCCCCCAUUGUCGAUCCAUGGACAGGAGAGUUAUACAGACCUCUCAGUCAUGGGGGUCAACUGCUGUAAUCCUAAUUGUGGCAACAGGUGUUCGGAACACACAUACCCCUACUGUCAUGCUUGUAAACCCCAGCCACAGGGAUCACAACCUGGACAACCAAUGCCAGAAGCUGGAGCUGCAACUCCAUUAAACACUGCUGUCAUGGAAACGAAGUGUAGGAAUCCAAAAUGUAAUAAUUUUUCUGCUGUUGCAAAGCCUUUUUGUCACGAAUGUGAAGACUUCUUCAUGCAAAAGACAGCAUUAAUUACACAACUUCAGUCACAGCCCCAUAUUUCAACUACUUCAAACAGUAACAUUUUGUCACCUGGACAAGAUGAACUUUCUGGUACAUCUGCAACACCUGCUAGACAGAGAGCAGAACCUGUAGUACCAACACAAGGAGCUGGAGCUGAAGGCAUAGAUGAAAACAGCUUAUUUGGAGAAGGAGAUCCUAUUCCUCCUAGUAAAGAACUUGGCAAGCUUGAUAUUGCACCAUCUGCUUUGUCUGUAGAGGAAUUUGAAGAAGUCAACUCUCUUUCAAGUAAUUUUGUCUUCAGCCCUGGUCCUUCAUCACAGACUCAUGUGAUUAAUCAUUUCAAAACUCAAAAGUCCACUUCUACAGGUACACCUUCUCCACAGGAAUCUGGCCAACGUCCUUCUUACCCUGAAGCAAGUGGUCACAAAUUUGCAUCUUUAAAGACAUCAGGGAGUUCAUAUGCUGUCAUUACAGAAGAAGCACAAAGCCAGGAAGAGCAAGCUAAUCUACAUCGAGGUGAGAGGCAGUCACCAGGAUCACCAGAACAAUUGAAACAACUCUGCUCCACACCAGGAUGCAGUGGUGUUAGAAUAGCUAACAAUUUUGGAUAUUGCCUUGAUUGCUGGACUAGAUGUGCAAGGAGUGUUGAAGUGCCAGCAGCCGUGACUACUGAAUCAACAGAAGAGUCAGCAGCACCCAAAUUUAACACAUCAGAGAUAAAUUCCAUGAACCCAAUUGUUACUACAUCUAAAGACAAACGGGAUUGUGCUUCUCCUUUGUGUAGCAAAAAGGUAUACCCACCCAACAAACUAUGUGAUGACUGCAUUGAAGUCCUGCGUCAGGGACAAACUAGAUCACUUGAGGAACAAACCUCACCACGCCAUGAAAGGAAAACUAAGAGCUACUCGCCAUCUAGACCAAAGUGUAGGAAAAAAAAUUGUGAUUUUCAUGGUAGUAGCAAAACAGAUGGAUAUUGUUCGCAGUGCUACAAAGAAGUUAAAAGGAUUUCAGCUGAAGCAAACUUCAAACAAACACCUACUUUAUCAAACUUGCCCAUGCAUGACAGGAUAAAGGCACCUCCAAGUACUUGCAUCAAUCCACUGAUAAAUCAAGGUGCAGUUGGAUAUACCCCUGUGGUGGCUCAAGCUGGAGGAAACUACAAAGUUCCUUCUCAGUCACAGUUAUGUUUGGAACCUGGCUGUGACAAGUAUGGAGACGAGAAUAUGUACUUCAGAUGUACAGAACACUACCUGAAGGCCAUGUCUGCCUUCCAGCCCCAGCCCCCUCCUUCCAACAGAUACAGCUCGAGAGAGAUGAUGAAUUACAACCUAGCAGAGAAGCAGCCGCCAACACACACCAUCCUUGGACAACUAACUCCUCAUCCAAGUCCUGUACAAGGCCCCCCAAAUGGAGGCAUGAUGAACAAUCUUUCAAGGCCUCCAACCAAUAAUUAUGUGAACCCCUCCCCUCUCCCUGUGGCUUCACAAAAUGCUAAAUUUCACUCAGCUAUGUCUACUGUCGAAAAUAACAUGAAGAGCCAUGUACUUUGUAAGAGAACUGGAUGUGAAAAUAUUGGAAGUGGACUGAGGAGGGGCUACUGUAGCGAGUGCUACCCCUACACUCUACAGAGAAGGGGCCCAAAGCAGGACCUUCCUGCUGAUGAUCCACGUAUGAACUAUGGCUGUUGCUGAAAUUUUAAGGAUUUCUGUGGACAUUUAUUGUAUCACAUGAAACAUUGAUUUGUACUUUUAAAAGAACAAAAAAAAAAAAGAUUCUUUCGUGGUUUGAGCCCUAUUGAAUAUUUUAACAACUCUUGUUGUUGUCAUAGGGAUGACAAUGAAAACACUUGUUUUUGAAAUUAUGGUACUGUUUGUUUGGUUUUGAUAUCGUUAAUUAAAGCUUUUAGUACAUAAUAAAUUUAAUUUGUACUUUGUCUAAUAGACGGAAUAAUAGUGAUGUGAUAUCUUGAUGCUGUGAUUUUUGUCUCUAUAUAUUUCAUUUUUGUUUUAUUGUAAAGUUUUUUGUCAGUUUGCCAGACAUAUGAUGGAUAUUUAUCCUUUAGGUAUGCUUUUCUGCAGAGAUGUUCAUUGUGUUGUAUUAAAGAUUAUUGCUGAGGAGACUAUAUAUGGAUCUUGACAAAUCAAUUCUGAAUUCCCAAAUUCUGGACAAAUCAUCUGGGAUUUAUGAAUGGUGGACAAAUCAUUUGAGAUUUGUAAAUGAUGGACAAAUCAUUUGGGAUUUGUGAAUGGUGGACUAAUCAUUUGGGAUUUGUAAAUGGUGGACAAAUCGUCUGGGAUUUAUGAAAACUGGACAUAUGAUUUUACAUUAAAAUUGUACAAGUAAUGUUUCAGGAUAUGCUGAUACCUUAUAAAAUAUUAGAUAUCUGAAGUACUUGACAAAUCAAUGAAGAUUUGUAAAUAUGAACAAAUCAUUAAAGAUUUCAUAUUACUUUUUGAACAUCUCAGAUUCCUAAUAAACUUGAUAACAAUAGAAGGAUUCGCAAAUACUAAACAAAUAUUUUGUACUACUGUUUCCAUACCAUGUAAGCACUCAUGUGCUCUGUAAUUGUCCAUGUACUGUAUGUAGUAAUGCUAUUUAGGAACUGCUUCUGAGAGCACUUUCAGCUGGUACAUUUACCCAGGAAAUGACAAAAUGAAUACAACAUGUACAUAUGUAUGUAUGUAUUUUUGGUACAUUAAGCUAGCCUAAAUAUUAAUUAUAAAGUGUAAAUAUAUAUGUAUAUAAUAAAACAUGUUACUCGGCAUGUUUAAAUAUUUAAUAUGUGGGUUAUGUAAUUGUAAAAAUAAUUUGCAAAUAUUGGGAGAUGCAUACAAGGUAACAACAGCAAAAACAGUGCGAUAUUGUGAGGUGAUACACAAAAUGUAUAUAUAUGUAUGUAUGUCAUGUAUUUAGAAUGACAGACUGGAUGGCAUGCUGUACCUCCAACAGAUGCCCUCUCAUGUAGUGAAGAUUUACAUGGAGAAAAGACAAAAGCACCAUUUUGACAUGGACUAUUUAAAUACAAUCAACAUACACACAUGAAUUUGUAUAUAUAUAUGAUAAUUAUUUAAGGGUGUUGAAAACAACUUUGGUGUUGUAACAUCAUUUAACAUUAAACAUGACUGUGUCCUGUUGAUGAUCUCCUAUAUAAUAGAAAAAGAAGAUAAUAAAUGAUACCUGCCACCAUCAGAAUGUACAGUCAAUGUUGAAGUUGACGACUUCAAAUUACCCAAGUUUUGGUGUACUUGUAUAAAUGUAUAUAUAACAGGACGAUGUGAUGGAAUCUACUAUUUCAUUCUUGAAUCAGUAUAGUUUUUUUUUUGCCUUUUAUUGGUAUUGUGAUAUGUGCCUGUAAAUACAGAUGUAUAUAUUGUUAUAGCAUUACACGCUUUUUUGUGGGUCAUACAUUUGUAUUGUGGACUUAAUAAUUUUGUGAAUAUUAUUGUGACACUGAUGAAAGUGAUUAAUAUGUACAACCGUUGUAACUGGUAUAUAUAUAUAUAUAUGAAUGAUAGGUAUUUACAGCCUUUGUAACUGGUAUAUGUUUUAUAAGUGUAUACUUGUAAUUACCAGUUUUACAUAAUUAAGAUUUUUGUUAAUAUAUCUUAUUCUGUCUUUAAA